Molecule: messenger RNA, 1622 nt
Organism: Tympanuchus pallidicinctus (lesser prairie-chicken)
Lineage: Eukaryota; Metazoa; Chordata; Aves; Galliformes; Phasianidae
Gene: SLA2
Product: Src like adaptor 2
Exons: 6
Coding region: 133-1227 (364 amino acids)
Molecular function (GO): protein binding
Source: RefSeq, a predicted model, not a curated record
CAGGGAUCGUACCGGGGCCGAGGCCGUUUCCUCGAAGGACUCCCGGGGGAGCUCGGCCCCGUCCCGGGGCUUUCCUGCCCCGCCCGGCUCGAAGCCGCUGUGCCGGGGAUGGGACGCUGACGCCGCUCUGGGAUGGGAGCCCGCAGCCCUCAGCCCGAUGUGGGCACCGCGGUGUGUGUGGCUGCGAGUCCCGGCCCUUCUGCCCUCCGCCACGGACGCGGCCGGGGCCGGGCCGGGCUCCGUCCUUCCCUUCCAGCCGGUGGGGCCCACGGGCGGGGGCCGGGACUGCGUGCUGACCACGCAGUGCGGCGAGGGAUGGGGAUCCUGCCCAGCCGGGAGAAGCCGCUCAGCGCCGCACCGUUGGCCGCCAUCCCCGCGCCGUCCCCACUGCCCACACAGGCAGCCCCGGGCGGAUUCCAGGCGCUCGCCCUGUGUGAUUUCCCCUCCGGGACGGGCGCGACCGCUGUGCUGAGAAUGGGCGAGCAGCUCCGCGUCCUCUCUGAGGAUGGGGAGUGGUGGCUGGUGGCAUCCCAGGUGUCCGGCAAGGAGUGCCUCAUCCCCAGCAGCUGCGUGGCCAAAGUGCGGCACAGCCCACGGGCAUUUCCGCGGGGCCGCCUGUCCCUGUCUCUGUCCCCAUCCCUGGGACAGAAGGUGCAUCAGCUCUGCCACUCCCUGCUGCCGUGCAGGUGGCUGUACGAGGGCGUGAGUCGGGAGAAAGCGGAGGAGCUGCUGCUGCUGCCGGGCAACCACAGCGGAGCCUUCCUGAUCCGUGAGAGCCAGACCCGGAGAGGCGGUUUCUCACUGUCGGUGCGGCGCACUGAGCUCGCCUCAUGGGAUGCAGUCACACAUUACCGCAUUCACUGCCUGGAGAACGGCUGGCUCUACAUCUCGCCCCGCCUCACCUUCCCCAGCCUGCACGACCUCGUGGACCACUACAGCGAGUGUGGGGAGGGUCUGUGCUGCACCCUCAGGGAGCCCUGUGUCACGGAGACGGCAAAGGCAGCGCCUGCCCUCGUCCGGCCCGCCGUAGUGAAGAAGCCAACGCUCAACUGGGACAAGAUUGACAGCUCCAUCCUGCUCUCAGAGGCUGUGCCACCUCCGGGGGAGGGAGAGGAGGACUCCCCCAUCAGCCUGGGCCUGCGGGAAGCCAUCAGCUCCUACCUGCUGCUGACCGAUGGCGUGGAUACAGAGACCGGCCCUGUGGGGAAGGGGGCAAAGACCAGCUGAGGCCGCAGCCGCCACAGCCCCGGGAUGGGCACCCACACCUGCCCCACCGUGGGCUGCUGGGCCCUGAGCAGCACUCAGAGGGCAUUACAGAGGCUGCAGCCCUGCAGUGAGGGCACACGGCUGGCGGUAGCCACGCUGACAGUGGUGCAGUUUCUGCAGGAGCUGGGACAGAGCCCAGGGCUGGGGCUGAGCCCACGCAGAGGCACGGCCCCACAAGCUCCCACAAGCACACGUGGGGCUCCGUGCAGCACAGAACCUGGGCCCCCAGAGCCCCUCAACAUGACUGGAGCAGCCCUGCCCCACAGCAGAGGGAGGAAGCCACCCUUACCUCACCCCACAGACACGUUCAAAGCUUUACCUCACCCAUUAAACAGGAUCACGCAGGGCACACAGCA